GAGGGAUCGCGUAGAGAAUAUGCCUUUGGAACCCCCAUGUUUCUUCACGUUUUCUUGUUUUUCUCUGUUAUAAGCACCUGACUGGCUUGCCUUUGUUUUUGCUUGUUCUUGAAGAGAAGGAGAGAACAUCAGCAUCGAAACAAAUCUUUUUAGGUUUUCUCGUUCAUCGUUUUCUUUCUAGAGAGACAGUAGAGAGAGAGAGAGAGAGGUAGAUUGAUGGCAAGGUGGGGCGCAGGCGCCCUUGUUACAGGGAUAGUCCUGCUCUUAAGCAUUCCAUAUGGGGCAUUCUCUGCCGGCUACGUCCGACCUCCUCCUCGUAGUCUCGUCUCCGUUCCUCACCUUCAUGGCAGCUCCCGACCACAACAGGUUCAUAUUUCAUUGGUGGGGAGUGAUCACAUGAGGGUGUCAUGGAUCACGGAAGACAAGCAUGCACCUUCAGUGGUAGAAUACGGGAAGAUCGCCGGAAAAUACAGCCGCUCGGCCACCGCAGAAGAUACGUCGUACCGUUACUUCUUCUACAGCUCCGGCAAGAUCCACCACGUGAAGAUUGGGCCGUUGGAUGCUGACACCACAUACUAUUACAGAUGCGGAGGCGAUGGGUCGGAACUCAGCUUCAAAACUCCACCCUCCGUCCUCCCCAUCACGUUUGCUAUCGUAGGUGAUCUAGGUCAAACAGAGUGGACGGCUUCAACUCUAGAGCACAUAAAGAAAUCAGACUACGAUGCACUGCUUCUUCCAGGAGACCUCUCUUAUGCAGACUGCCAGCAGCCUCUUUGGGACACAUUUGGAAGAUUGGUGGAACCCUUAGCCAGCAGCAGGCCAUGGAUGGUAACCCAAGGCAACCAUGAGAUCGAAACCAUUCCCAUACUCUUUAACCAUCCAUUCCUAUCAUACAAUGCCAGGUGGCGCAUGCCGUACGAAGAGUCGGGCUCGACCUCCAACCUCUACUAUUCAUUCGACGUCGCCGGCAUCCACGUCAUCAUGCUCGGAUCCUACACGGACUUCGACAGCCGCUCCUCGCAGUACACGUGGCUGGAAGCUGACUUGGCCAAGGUUGAUAGGGAGAAGACACCCUGGGUGAUUGUGUGCUUCCAUGCACCAUGGUACAACACAAACACUGCUCACCAAGGGGAAGGGGAGAGCAUGAGGAAGGCAAUGGAGGCCAUGCUCUACAAUGCACGUGUCGACAUGGUAUUCGCCGGCCACGUGCACUCGUAUGAGCGCUUCACAAGGAUUUAUGACAAUAAAGCUGACCCUUGUGGCCCAAUCUACGUGACAAUUGGGGAUGGAGGCAACAGAGAAGGCCUUGCUCUAAGUUUCAAGGAUCCCCAGUCCCCUCUCUCUCUCUUUCGGGAGUCGAGCUUCGGCCAUGGCCGUCUGAAGAUACUGAACAGCACGCAUGCUCACUGGGAAUGGCAUCGGAACAAGGACGCCGACUCGGACGUGGGAGAUGAGGUGUGGAUACAGAACCUCCGCGUCUGCGUGGGAGCAAGACAAGCUAAAGACGAACUGUAAAGCGCGAUCGGGAUCAAGUGAUGUGUGACCAAGAUCAUGAACUUGCCAGGUUCUACUGGUAGUUAAAACGUUCCAGUUCGUGAAAUGGUUGUUUUUCAUGUGGUGUCCAAAUGUUCAACUUUCAGAUAGCCAGUUCAGUGACGUCGUGGUUUAUUUCUCAGCUUCAUCGGAAAUGGUUGCUACCAAUUUUAUGAUACUUUUGUGAUAACCUCUUGUCGUGUCGUGUGUAUAAGCUAAUUAUCAGAAGCUCCCAAUUGUCAAUUGAAAUCGUAUUUUC
Messenger RNA from Nymphaea colorata (pocket water lily), 1792 nucleotides. RefSeq names its product purple acid phosphatase 22-like. The coding region runs from base 217 to 1515 and encodes 432 amino acids. The record is from RefSeq and is a predicted model, not a curated record. Gene Ontology annotation, molecular function: acid phosphatase activity; metal ion binding. Lineage: Eukaryota; Viridiplantae; Streptophyta; Magnoliopsida; Nymphaeales; Nymphaeaceae. The transcript has 5 exons.